This is a messenger RNA of Heterocephalus glaber (naked mole-rat), 5380 nucleotides long. RefSeq names its product forkhead box N2 (gene Foxn2). Lineage: Eukaryota; Metazoa; Chordata; Mammalia; Rodentia; Bathyergidae. Gene Ontology annotation, cellular component: nucleus. The record is from RefSeq and is a predicted model, not a curated record. Gene Ontology annotation, molecular function: DNA-binding transcription factor activity; cis-regulatory region sequence-specific DNA binding. Gene Ontology annotation, biological process: regulation of DNA-templated transcription.
AUGGUAGUGGGCAGGAGGGGAGGAGGGGGGAGAGGGGUGUGAGGUGCCGCCGCCGGCUCUCAGCAGCUCCGCUGCCUGCUCGCGGCCGCGUCUACCCGGAGGCGGCUGCUGAGGCCGCGGGAGCCGAGGCGGUCCCUGCCAUAUUGUGUGCUCCCGCUAGCCCUCGUCGCGGCGGCCGCGCUCACGACCUAUAAGAGUAAAUGGGUCCAGUCAUUGGAAUGACUCCAGAUAAGAGAGCUGAAACCCCAGGAGCUGAAAAAAUUGCAGGACUAAGCCAGAUUUAUAAAAUGGGAAGCUUACCUGAAGCUGUGGAUGCUGCCCGGCCAAAGGCUACUCUCGUGGGCAGUGAGUCAACAGAUGAUGAAUUGACAAACUUGAACUGGCUUCAUGAAAGUACUAAUCUUCUUACAAACUUCAGCUUCGGUGGUGAGGAUCUUCCAGUGGUUAGCCCACUGUAUGACAUAGAGGGAGAUGAUAUGCCAUCCUGUGGACCAUCCUGCUACCAGAACCCAGAAAAAAAAUCAACCACCUCAAAGCCCCCGUACUCCUUUAGUCUUCUCAUUUAUAUGGCUAUAGAACACUCUCCAAAUAAAUGUUUGCCUGUCAAAGAAAUUUAUAGCUGGAUUCUGGACCGUUUCCCGUAUUUUGCUACUGCACCAACAGGGUGGAAAAAUUCUGUUCGACAUAAUCUAUCUCUAAAUAAAUGUUUUCAGAAAGUGGAAAGAAGCCACGGCAAGGUUAAUGGGAAAGGUUCCUUGUGGCGUGUUGAUCCAGAAUAUAAACCCAAUCUCAUGCAGGCACUGAAGAAGCAACCUUUUUCCUCUCCACAAAGUGGUUCUUUAUCACCUCACUAUUUAAGCUCUGUUCUCAAGCAGAACCAGGUGCGAACUCUCAAAGAAUCUGAUAUUGAUGCUGCCACUGCAAUGAUACUUUUAAAUACUUCUAUAGAACAAGGGAUUUUAGAAUGUGAGAAGCCUCUUCCUCUUAAAACAUCAUUGCAAAAAAAGAGGAAUUAUGGCCAUGCAUUUAGUCAUCCCAGUGCUGUACGAUUACAAGAGAGUGAUUCGUUAGCCACCAGCAUUGAUCCAAAAGAAGAUCACAACUACAGUGCCAGUAGCAUGGCAGUACAGCGGUGUGCAUCCAGGUCAAGCGUGUCUUCCCUGUCCUCUGUAGAUGAGGUGUACGAAUUCCUCCCAAAGAGUAGCCAUGCGGGCAGUGACGGCAGUGAAGGAUUUCAUAGUGAAGAAGACACAGACGGUGAUUACGAAGAUGACCCUCUUGGAGACAGUGGCUAUGCGGCACAGGCUUGUGUAGAUACCUCUCAAAAAGGGCAGCCAGGCAAAAAGAUGCGAAAACAGUCGUGUCAGGAAAUUGAUGAGGAGCUCAAAGAGGCAGCCGGAUCUCUGCUCCACCUUGCUGGAAUUCGUACGUGCCUAGGUUCCCUAAUAAGUACUGCAAAAACACAAAAGCAGCGGAAAAAAUGAAAUACUGGUUAGUGUGAAAUUAUUUUAAAGUGUGGCAAUACUCUUCUACUAAAAGGGAUAUCAAAGCCAUAAUGGACUUCUUUAGUUUUAAGGUGGGGGAAGGGUGCCAAUUACUUGUUUCCUUCAAAACAUUUUUGGUUACUUUUUAAAAAAAUUUUUUUAUUAAAUAAUUGCUGUUAGGAUCAUGUUCAAUGAUAAAUAUGUGAUAUAAAAACCUAAAAGCAUAACUUUGGUGAUGUGUCUCCAAGAUUUGGAAGUUUUUAUGUAAGGGAAUGCCCAGUCUCUCUCUUAAAACUUACAGGAAAAAAAUCUUUUUCUGUUAAUACAUCAAAAUGUAAGACUUGGUAACUCUAUACUUUUUUUGUUUUCCUUUCCACUGUAACUAACUGUAACUGUAGUUACUGAUCCAGCUAAAAUUUUCCCUGAUAUCUUUCUCAUAUACUCCUGUCCUGACACACAAUCUAUUAUGAUAAGAUUUAGAUUUUUUUGUCUUAUUUUUUAUUUUAAAUUACUUUUUGUUGCAGCACGAGCAAAGUCAAAUAUAAAUUGAAAAAGAUCUUAGAUGUCUAGGAAGUCCCUUUUGGUUAACAUAAGUAGAGAAUACAACAAAGAGUUCUAAUUGCUUUAGAAAAAGCAAUUUUGGGAUGUGAUUUCAUCUAAAUACUCUUAAUUCCUAUUAUGAUACAGUAGUAUCUUUGAAAUAUUUUUAUUGAACAGAUAUUGCAUAGCAUUCAUUGGAGCCCUUUUAUUCUUUCCCAAAAUGCUUUGCAACCAUUGUUAAGUUUUAGCCACUAUCUGUCUUUGUUGAAUAGAAUUUAUCCAAUGAAAAGAUAUAGCCGUAGAGUUUGUUAUGGAGUAAUAUCCAUUUUGACAUACUUUUGCAAUAAAAGAACCUUUUACUUGCUUUCUAAAUACACUGCAUUCUGAGAGUCAUAUAAUAGGAAUGGAGUGUAGUAAAACAUUUUGAGUAAUUCCUACUUAUGUUGUCAUAAGGUAAGGUAGGUCAUUUAGGAAAAAACUUCUUUCCAAAUUUUGCAUGAGUUACAAUUGCUGAAUUAACUUUUAAAAGACAUAAUGAAGCUGUAGAGAUAAAUACCUUCAGGGAUUUAAAACUCAUGAAAUUAGAUCUUAUACAGUACUCUUUGAGAAGACAGUACAAUACUCACAUGUGCCAUUAAUCCAUGCUAAAAGAUUUUAUAUUACUAUUCCAAAAGUGCAUUGACUAAGGUAUUUUAAAUAUUUAAACAAAAUCUGCUUAUAUAAGACAGUUUUUCGUAUCAUUUACUUAGUUUGACUGUAUUAUUCAGAAAGAACAAGAGAUACUAAUACUAUAAUUCAUUAUAUAUAUAUAUGUAUUUUUUACAAUGGUGGUAGCAGCUUUCUAAAAGUUUGGUCUUGUCUGACGGUAUAUCCUAUGUCAUAGACAAUGAACUUAUUUUCAUUUUUCUCAUAAUUUAUAUACAUAUAUAUACAUACAGUGUCAGGCUCAAUGUUAAUUUCCUGCCUUCAGCUGUUUUUAUGACAAUAAAACAUUUUUGUGGAUUUUUAAAGAGACGGCUUAUUUUAACUUUGAGCAAAACUGUCAAAUGAGAAGAAUAAUAACAAAAGCGUCUUUUUCCAUGGGUAAGACUUUAAGCCAGGGAUAACAGCAUUAAAGUUCUCUGUUCUGUUUAUGUUAAUACAUAUUUUUUUUGGUACCGGGGAUCAAACUUGGGACUUUGCACUUGUGAGGCAGGCGCUGGAACCACUGAGCUAAAUCCCUGGCUAAUUUUAAUUGAAUCUGGAUGGCCACAUUAAUAGAAUUGGUGCUGUUGAAAUCUAGUAACUUUUUCCUUUGUCGAUAAUAUAGGAUGAGACAUUAAAAUUUUUUCCUCAUGUCAUAUCAACAGAAAAUGACUAAACUAAUUCAAUCUCUUUUACUAUAGAGAAUGAAUAAAAGAUGAAAAAAUUCAUUUACCACACUGUGAAUAGUACAGAAAUUACAAAUAUCAGUUUAAUAACAAAAUAUUUUUAAGUUCUUUACUGUGACCUCUGGAUAGAGCAGUGUAACACUCUUCAAUGAUUUGGUCCCACUCUGCCUUGUUCUCCUAGCAUUCUGCACCACAGCGGUACUCCUGAGUCCUGUCUGUCGGACACUCCUUACAAGGAAAGAAAAAUGACCUACGAUAAGGAGGGGGAGAGUUAUUCUCAGCUCAAAUAGGGAUCUUAAAAGUUUUUUGUUUCAAUAUAUGUAACAACUUUAAGUUCUUUGAUUUUUCUCUCCCUCUUCAUGUACUCUUCCCACAAAUUCAGAUGUUGAAGCUACAUUCAUCACUUGUGAGGAAGAUAAACUCUUGUAUACUAAAAGCUAACUGGGAGAAGUUGCACAAUAUUUUACACUUGAGUUUUGUACAGAACUCAGUGCAUCACUUUUCAUUUACUAAUAGACUAUGGCAGUUAUUUUCGAAAGAAAGAACCAAAAUUUUUAAUUAUAGUCCCCUCAUGACUUCCAUUGAGACAAUGAUCUAAGUCUUCAGCUAUGUUGAUACAAAUGUGGCUCAUCACCCUCCACAUAAAGGAAGUCAUUCUGAGUCCUAUGGACUAGAAAUCAUAAUGCCCAGUCAUUAAAUUUUGCUGCAAUGAAAACGUAGGUUAGAGAGGUUACAUACUUUUCAACUAAAUAUUUUAAAAUUGUGACUUAAGCUAAUAUGUAACUUGCCUUAUAUCAGUAUAAUACAAAUUUUGUUGCAACAAAUUCCAGUUUGUAAUAGAUUUCUAGUAAAAGUUUUGUCUCUUGGCACAAUUAAUCUUAACUUUUCACCUCCCAAAUAGAAUCAGUGUUUCUUGAAUAUGUAUUUUUGCAUUUUAUUUGUGCAAUAUAUUACUAAGUUAAUAUUUACUUUUCAAAUUCAGAGAAAGAAAACAUUAUCUGUAUUCAUGGAAAAGCUAAGUAUUGGUGGAUCACCUCCCUUUUUCCACCUUUAAGCUUUUCUUGUCCUCCUAGCCAAUGUGACUUCUCUUAACUUAGAGUCCCUGUAUAUUGUAAAGUUUAGUAUAUAAUUUUUUUUGCUACUUUCUGAGGCAUUAUAUAAAAGGUUCAUGCUAGAUAGUUAAAUAUACAUUAGCAUAAAUUCAAAGCUAGAGAAAGUGUUAAGGAGGGAAUGUAUGUGUUUUGGUAGACCAGGAGGCCCUUCCCAGCAGUUUAAACAACAGAUUAGCAAUAGUUAUGAAUAUUUCAUAAAGUUAUAAAAACUGUCUUAACUACUAUAGUAAUUUAACACCCUUUUGAGGGAACUAUAGUAUUUAAGAAACUUUGAGACUUUCUGGUUUACAUAUACUUUAUAGAUUUUCUUAGUUUGAAAUGUGUAAACUUUGAUUUAAAUGAGGUUUACUUCAGUGUUAAUGAUGUAGUCAAGUUAUUUAUUGAAAGGCAAAAUAAUAGAGUAUUCUAAUGUUAUACCUGCCAUUUUUUUCUUUACAUCUAACUGCCAGUGCCACUGUCAAAACUUGUUUUUAAAAUUGUUGUACAUUUUUAUUAAACUGCUUAAUUUUCACAUAUUGUGUUGCCAUCAUACAGUGUAUAAAAAUGUAUAAUUGCCAAUCCAUUGUAAUUAUUAUUUAUUUUUUAAAUGAAAGUAUAAGAAUGCUUUCCAAUUCGAGACAUUUAUUGAACUGUUCUUCUUUUCUGGUGUAGUGUAAAAAUUGUCCUGGGUUUGAGUUGUAACUGCCAGUAGAUGAACAGUCACAAGUGAACCACUUCUCAGUUGCCAGUCUUUGCUCCUAUUAAAAACAACUUAACGAAUGUUUAGUUUUUGUAUCUAAUCUCUGAUUAUUAAAAUGUUUAUAAAGUUUAUUUUUACCAAAGAGAUGCGAUCCAUUAUGAUAAAGCAUUGCAGAAUAAACUUUGUUUUAUAACA